CAGAUGGUUUCAAGUAGUAAAUGCAAAGUUAAAAUUCAUUUUUGAUUUUUCCAGUUUUAAUUUUAGUGUGUGAAGUAGUUAGCAAAUUUUGCAUUUUCGCUUUUCCUGAAAAAUUAUCUUUUUUUAUGGAAUAUCAGGGUCAUUUGUUUAAUUUCAGUGUUGAAGUUUAGACAUCUUUUUUGUUCCAAAACCCCAUAGUAGAAUGGCAUCAAGGGCACACGUGCAGGAUAAUUCGGUUGUUGAAAGAAGAUUAAGGCCUGUUUACGACUGGUUAGAUACUGGCAAUAACAAGAAAGCAUUACAAGAAUGUGAUAAAGUUUUAAAGAAGACCCCCAACUUACACUGUGCCAAAGCCCUAAAAGCGUUAGCCCUUUUACGAAUUGGUAAAGAAUCCGAAUGCACAACAUUAUUAAAUAAUCUAGUAGCAGAAAAGCCUUCAGAUGAUGCCACAUUACAAGCAAUUACUCUGUGCUAUAGGGAAUUACAACAUUUGGAUAAAAUUUGUACCCUAUACCAAACUGCAAUUCAAAUUGAUCCAAGCAAUGAAGAACUUCACACACACUUGUUCAUGUCAUAUGUUCGAAUUUCGGACUUUAGAAUGCAACAGCAAUCAGCACUUAAUUUAUACAAGUUAAAGCCAAAAAAUCCUUAUUACUGUUGGGCUGUGAUGAGUGUUAUUUUACAAGCCACAAGGGGACAAGGUAAAAGGGAUCCCCAAAAGAAGAAAGUACUAUUAAGUUUAGCAGAACGUAUGAUGGAUAAACAGAAAACAGAAGACAAGUUGGAAGCAGAACCUGAAGUACAAUUGUACUUAAUAAUAUUAGAGUUGCAGGAGAAGUAUGAAGAAGCUUUAGCUGUACUGGAAAGUCCAUUAGGAACAAUGUUGACUUGCUCACCACCUACAAUGUAUAAGUUGCCUUAUUUAAUUAAAAUGAAGAGGUGGAGAGGUGUUAAUUUGUUCUGCAAAAAUAUUCUUACAGAAAGCAUGGAUAGGUGGGACGUUUGGAAAGAAUAUAUUAACUCAGUGUUCCAAUUAAUGUCUUCGAAACCCCAUGUGAAUAAUCACAUGGAUGAAAACAUAAAAACUGAAAAUUCCGCGGGAAACGGCGAAAAUGAAUUUUAUUCUGUUGACGAUACACCAGAGAAGGCUCAUGAGUUUAUUUGUAGCAUUGUAGAGAAUGGAGCUGAUAAUGGUAAACAAAGAUAUCUACUACGAGGCCCGUACCUUGCCAGAUUUGAAUUGUGUUCACACUUAAUUAAAGUGGGAACUGAUACCACUGACCUAUUAGGAGAAACUAUGGAACUGUUUAUUGAAUAUUUUCACAAAUUCGGACACAAAUCGUGUUGUGUUUCAGACUUAAAAAUAUAUUUGCAAUUAUUAGAUUCAGAUAAAAGAUCUGAGUUAGCCACAAGACUCCUUAGGGACGUUGGAAUAUCAGCUACAAGUGUCCCAAAAUCAGAACACCAAAUGCAAAGACACAUCUGUUCAUUACAAAUAUCUCGAUUAUGCGGGAACCAACGGAACCUCUCGUCUGAUUAUUUGCAAGCUAUGGUAACCGCUUUAUCGUUACAUUAUCAACACGGAUACCAAACGUAUGGUACCAACUUACUUCCGACCGAUCCGGGUCCUUCGGAUGCCUAUGCUAUCUUGGCAAGUCAUGUAUUGUAUGACUUAGCAAUUGCCCAGAACAGUUCUCAACCUCUCGUGUGCGCCCUGGUACUGCUAGAAAAUUUAUUACGAAAUAGCCCCAGCAAUUUUAAUGCUAAAUUGCUCUGUGUUAAAUUCUAUCAUUUACUUGGGUGUGGUGCUGGUGCUCAUCACUGGUACGAAAGCUUAGAUAUUAAACACUUACAGCUGGACUCUUUAGGUUACAUACACUGCUCACAGCUCUAUUCAAGGGGCAUGUUCACCCUUGCUGCAGGUUUAUAUGACACCACACUAAAGUUUUUUACUUCCAAUUAUAAAGAUAGUUCCGAUCAUUUAACAUUUUCAUAUAAAUUCGGAUCGUUUAUAAAGCUCGAAGAGUUCAUGGACUUCCGCGAGCGUCUUAAUAAUAGUCUUCAUUAUGUCACUACUGCUGUAGACAAGAUAAUUUUAAGUCUUGUGCAGUGUAGUUCGAUUGAAAACCUUUAUAGCAUUGAUUUGGUGCCUAAAGACAAUAAAAUCGAGUGGGAGGAACUUAGAGACAAUCGUGAUGUAUCGGUCCAUUUAUCUUGGGAUCCUGAGCGAAUAGAAGGGUCUAUGGAAGAUAAUCUGGAUAUGAAGUUGUUAGUUGAGCAAGACAUGGCUCUUUUAAGACUUCGCUUUCUACUUGUUCGUUCUUUUUCGAUCUCGUUGGACAUCGUCAAAUCGUCCGAUGGAGUUCGAAGUAAACAUGUAGAGGAUCUUAGGGAUGUUCUUAAAGACUGGAAAAAUACGCAUUCCAAAGUAGCAGAAAAGCAUUACAAAAUGUUCGAAACGAUUUGCGUGGCCUACCCACUUCCAUCACAUCUUCAUGCUUAUCUCGAACUGCCGUUUUCCGAGUGUCUUAUUCGCGUCUUCGACUUAUUUUGCGCAGUCGCAACUGAAGUCUUCACGGACGAUAUUUCAGCCCUAUCAAAAGACGUCUGUACGUCCUUAUCUCGAUUAGUGGACAACAUCAGUCGGACAAUUAAAGUACAAAACGAGUCUAAAGACUGUCUUUGGAAUGCUGCCAACGUUUUAGAGCAAGUUGUUAACACUGUAGAGGUGUUUUCGUUGACAACGUUGGUAUGUCUACUGGCCCAUGACCUCCUCAAGUUGCCUCAAGGGAGUAAAAAGUCGAAAAAGAAAGUUGAUUCCGCGUUCAGGGAUCGUCUUCAGGAGGUAGCGGUGCACAAGAAGCAGCAGAUGCAAAAGAUUGAGGAAUCACUGGAUGCUUGGAAUUAUUUAGGGGAAUUUAGCGACAAUUUAACGGAUCGUUUGGCAGCUUUGAAUCUGAACGUGAACGGACAGGACUCAGUUAAAGAACAGUUGAAAAGUAGUCACGAGAUUGCCCUUAAGGAAAUUCGAAUUGUUUUACGGUCCAAAGUGAAACUGUUAAGUGCUAGUUUUAAUAGUUAGCCACAUGAUGUAUAGGUAGUAACGUAAAUAAUUAUCACUAUAGUGUUUAUUAAUAUUUUUUAAUAUUUAUUGCGGUUUUUAAGCCCUGCUACAACUUAGUAUCACCGACCUCCAAAAUUAACUACAAAAAGGAACAAAUUUCGUUUUUAAUUGAUUGUUAAUUACGAAUUUUACACUGAAUGUUAUUUUUUGUUGUCUCUGGUAUCCUCUAAAAGGUUUUUAUUAUACACCUACAAUAAUCCUUAAGGGUUUUAUAAUGACCGUCUAUUAAUUUCUCAAAUACAGAUGUUUAGAAUCCGAUAUCCACUCUAUAUAUCGGCUUUGAAUCCUUUAAAAAUUAAUAAAAAUUAUUUUGUAUGUGAUGAGGGUUCUUACAGUCCCUUACACCAUUUGCUGAUAUUUAGGUUUAUAUUCGUUUCCAGAAUUUAGGUAAUUUUGCUUGACAUACAUACAAUUUUAAGUAUGCCUGAAAAUAACAAUCGUAGUGAGAUUAUUAAUGAAAUGAUGUACCUUAUCAUAAGCUUAAAACUGUAAAUAAUUUACAUACAUUGAGUCGUUAUCAAAAUACGAUGAUGUCGUAGUCUUAUUAUAUAUAAAGUCGGUAUACAUUUCUAAACAUUCUAGGAAAGCUAACAGUAAUUCUCAUUGAUUUGUAUAAUUUUAAAUUAUUAACAUCAAAUGGCGUUUGUUAAAUGUGAAGAUGAGCGAGACAUUUUUGUUCCUUAUUGUUCCUUUAAGUAGAAGAAGAACAUUUUAUGUUUUGACCUAAAAUACUGUAAAUAAAUAAAGUCGAUUAUAACAUUUCAA
This is a messenger RNA of Agrilus planipennis (emerald ash borer), 3889 nucleotides long. It is a transcript of the gene psidin, whose product is annotated as phagocyte signaling-impaired protein. Gene Ontology annotation, cellular component: NatB complex; cytoplasm. Gene Ontology annotation, biological process: N-terminal peptidyl-methionine acetylation. Gene Ontology annotation, molecular function: protein binding; protein-N-terminal amino-acid acetyltransferase activity. Bases 203 to 3082 code for a protein of 959 amino acids. The record is from RefSeq and is a predicted model, not a curated record. NCBI's taxonomy places the organism in Eukaryota, Metazoa, Arthropoda, Insecta, Coleoptera, Buprestidae. The transcript has 11 exons.